Limulus polyphemus (Atlantic horseshoe crab) is the source of this 2854-nucleotide messenger RNA. RefSeq names its product melanotransferrin-like. The transcript has 5 exons. Gene Ontology annotation, biological process: iron ion transport. The record is from RefSeq and is a predicted model, not a curated record. Lineage: Eukaryota; Metazoa; Arthropoda; Merostomata; Xiphosura; Limulidae. Gene Ontology annotation, cellular component: plasma membrane; early endosome; recycling endosome. The coding region runs from base 1535 to 2596 and encodes 353 amino acids.
UAUUAGUAUCUUAUCAAUCAGACACACAUGUUCACUGGAGCCACUAUAAGUAUCUAAUCAAUCAGACACACAUGUUCACUGGAGCCACUAUAAGUAUCUAAUCAAUCAGACACACAUGUUCACUGGAGCCACUAUAAGUAUCUAAUCAAUCAGACACACAUGUUCACUGGAGCCACUAUUAGUAUCUGAUCAGUCAAGAACACAUGUACACUGGAGCCACUAUUAGUAUCUGAUCAGUCAAGAACACAUGUACACUGGAGUCAUUAAGUAUCUGACCAAUCAAGCGCACGUAUUCACUGGAGUCUCUAUCAGUAGCUCUGAUUUACCAAUUCCUGAAUACGUUAGUCUGAAUUUGUAAUUCCUGAACACGAGAAUAACAUUAUUUAAUUCCCGAGUACUAACGAAAACUGGCAUUAAUCUGAAGUUGUCAGUCUUUAAUACCAGUGACAAUUAAUGUUAGUUGUAAGCAUAAUUAUUGAACCCCCAAUAAAGAUUUACUUAGUCUGAAGUGAUGAUUUCUGUUAAUAAAUUUGAAUACCUUUACGGUUAAAAGACUCCAACAUGUACAUGCAACCAAGUUUUCUGUUUAUCCCUUUUUACUUUAGUAUAAACAGCUUUCUUGUUUAACCGAUAAAAAGUUCCUUAACAGUUACGUCAGACUGCAAGUGGGUUUAACUGGAACCACCGAGAUCAGAUAUAUGUCCCGGGAUAAGUACAUCGGCUAUCAGACCCCCUUCGGCGGCCCUACCUACAAGAUAUUAUUUCUUUCCACAUAUGUCUUGUGUUUUCAUUCAGAUAUAACAUCACUAUUUAAAAACGUUUAUUUAUAUAAAGAAAGUCCAUUUUGAUUAGAAUAUUUGUGUGAGAUAAUAAGAUCGUGAAGAUGAGUCCAAAGUUAUUUUCAAAUACAAGUGAAGUUUAAUAUAUAUAUAUAUUCAUUAAAAUAUUAGCCCCUCGAUCUUUCAGAAAUAAGCUUGAAGGCUUGUGACACAACUUUGCAUUGGGAACAGCGCACUUAACCUGUUGUACAAUUUUGUGCUUAAAAACAUAUAAACUGUUAAACAGAGCAAGAAGAACUGCUGAAACUAUCAAUAAACAAAGCAGAAUUCGUAAAAUGAGCACAUUAUCAGAGAUGAAAAUAAUGUAAACUAGAUGUUUUAUAAAAUUGCAAAUUGACACAUUCACAUGAUAAUAAAUUAAUAAGUUUAUGCUGCUUGCGUAAAAAGGACUUUAGCGAAUUGUUUACUUUCUUUUCAUAGCGAUUGACCAGAAGCGAUUUGUUCGGAACUUGCAACAAGUCUUCAACCAAUAUAGGAUCUCUGGUCGACCAUUCUGGGGAGAAGCUGCGUUUUUAUCCAGUGACAGUGUAACUAGUUUGGUACCGGUUUCCACCCACCCAGACACCUGGAGGGAUUUUCUCACUCCAAACUUCAAGGCAACUAUUGAACAAGUGCUUCCAGGUUACGAAACGAAAUCAUUAAUAUUGUCUGUUACAUCACUGUACUCACUUAAGAAGUGUCAAGCUUUGAAGAAAAUGGCUUUUGCCUGGCGGUUGCGUCCAGAGAUUGUUUGUACACUACAGGGUUUUUUUGCAGCGAAACCAACUGAUAAUAUUGUCUCUAUUCUGGUCGGCAGCGACAUCUAUGUUUAUGGAAAGUAUCAUGAAUUUCAACCUAUAGUUAGAGAGACCUCUAACGACACCCCUAUAAAUUACUGGGCCGUGGCCGUUGUUAGAGCUGAUUCAAAUAUUCGUACGUUACAAGAUCUGCAAGGAAAACGUUCCUGUCACGUGGCAGUAGGGGAUGCUUCUGGUUGGACCGUUCCUCUUGGCCUUCUAAUCAAAAAUAAGAUGAUAACACCCGAACUUUGUGAAAACGAGAAAUUAAUAUCUAGUUUCUUUUCCAAAAGCUGUGUACCCGGAGCUCAAAAUCUAGGUGUGAUCGAUAACACAUCCACCUCCACUCUCUGCAAACAGUGCAUAGGAGAUGGCCAGGAACAUCAUGUUUGUGACGCCACGGAGCUCGAACGCUACUAUGGUAACAGCGGUGCUCUACGUUGCUUGGUGGAGAGGAGCGGUGAUGUCGCUUUUGUCAGGAAUGAUGUAAUUGAUAGAUACAUUGAUGGUCGCAGCGAUGUUUCAUGGUCUAAAAAAUUUAGAUCGAACGAUUAUAAGCUUUUGUGUUUACAAGGAGGUCAGGGAAAUGUUACAGACUAUGAAAAGUGCAACCUGGCUUAUGUAGCUGGGCCUUGUGUCAUGAUGACGAAAGACACAACCGAUGAAAGCAGAAAGGACGCGGUUGAGUUUUUUAUUAACGCUGGUCACUUAUUUGGCGGAAAUAGUACUUCUUUUCGGCUCUUCGGCUCAUCAUUGGACGACAGCAACGACGUGUUAUUCUCGGACAAAGCAACCGGUUUCACAACACUGCCUGUCGAUGUUGACUACAUUGACAUACUGGGAGAGGAAUUUACUGAAUUGGCCGAAUUGUCAGAUUACGAAUCAUGCAAGCUGGUGGCAAAUAAAAGCUGUGAUUGUGUUUUUCAUUACCUUGUGACUUUGUUACAAACUUUUAUGUUCUUGUUGUUGUGUUUUAAUUAAUGACAUGAAGGAAUAAUGUUCCGCCAAUAACCAGCAGCUGCUGAAAGUACUUGUGAAGAACAAGUACAUCUACUUUAGUCUAUUUUUUGUUGAAUGAUAGCUGGACAGAGGUCAAGAGGUCAUCUUGAGAACAGUUCUAGUAUUCCCGAAAAAAAUCUGUUUCUUCAACUUCGCAAAAGAUGAAAUUCAAACCAUAGUGUUUGAAAUGUAUAUUUUAUAGUACGUCAUGUAGAAUAAAGUUACAUAUUUUUAAAAUUU